AUGAAGCUUCUUGAUCUGGCAGCAGCUGAUUCGGAGAUUGUCAUGGCACAAGAAAUCGCUCGUGGAAAGGAAGGCUGGGAUCGUGUGAAUACGGACGAGUUCGUUUGGAUCUCACAUCGUCAUCGAGAACAGUGGAGGGGAGUUGCAGUUGGAAUCGCACAUGAUAGGCUCGACUGUGUCAUUCAUCGCAUUGCGACCCCAAGAGGAAUCUGGGUUCUCCUUCGUCUACAUGGACUUGGUCGGGUAGUAUGUGGGAGCUUCCAUGCCCAUACUGGAACAACUAAUGUGAUCUACCAGAAGGCUGUUGGUGAAUUCUUCAGCAAACUUCCAGCUAAAUGGAAACACCUUCCCCUGUUCUGUGGAGUUGAUGCCAAUGAGGUCCCACUGUGGGACGUCUUGGAAUCGAAUGAACUGGAGAUUGGCCAUUGUUCAACCAACCUCAACCUGAUGCUUGGUGAGAUUCAAGAUGCAGGCUGUCGAGUUCUUCCUCCUGGCAUUGGACAACGAACAGCCCCGACCCACUUCCCUCGCGAUGAAACCAGAGAAGGCCGACAAAUCGAUCUCCUCUUCGUACGAAAAGUCGGAUGUGAGCAGGUCAUCUUUGACGCCGACAGGCGGCAUACCAUCAAUACCGAUCAUGCCUUCGUCUUCUCCGAUGUGUUUGUCAACGGUCCGCUUCCUGAACGUCGAUGGGGAAACGAUUCUCGUGCAAGAUGGGUGACCGGUACUAUUCCUGACUCUGUUCUUGUCGAUGCCGAAGACAUCACCUGCCUUGCUCGCGCUCACACACGCCCUCGUCGCCCUCAAGCCUUCCGAGAUAGCGAAGAAACCAGGUCUGCCAUUAAAGAGGCCAAAAUUGCGAAGUCAAAGGCUGCUUGGAAACGAGUGCACCGCCUCCGGCGACGUGAUCGCACUGAGUGGGAAGAUGCUCGACUUCGCCGGAUUCUUCUCAGGGGGUGGGAAGAGUUUCGUUCUCUUCAGAAUGAAAAGAAGAAGAAGAAGGGAUGGUGGGGAGACAUGCUUGAUGGCAAGCCCUCUGCAGUCCUGACGAAGGAAGUUCAACAGCACUUGGCUGGGAAGAUGAUCACGCCUGACAAAGCGAACUGGGAUGACGAAUUGGAUGAGAUUAUCAAGACUGUGCCGAAUGAGGGGGACUUUGUCGACUUCACCAUCCUGGAGGUCAGGACAGAGCUGCGUCAAAUGAGAUGCAGAAGCGCCAUUGGCCCUGAUGGUAUAAGUGUACAUCUCCUUCGCGAACUUGCAAGUCAUGACAGUCUCAGUGAUCAACUUGUGGGCUUGAUCAACCAUAUCGUGAAGACACAAGAGACGCCGGAGAAUUGGAAUGUCAGCUUCCUUGCGUUACUCGCCAAAUGUAGCUGUCCUCGUCGUCCGAAAGAUCUUCGACCCAUCUGCGUGAGCUCUGCUUUCAACAAACUUGUCAACCGCCUUGUCUGCAUGAGAGCAUUGCCUAAAUUGCGAAGAGGUUCUUGUAUUUCUGCUUGUGGAAGAGGACGACAAGCAGCCGAUCUCAUCGGCGGCAUAUCCCGAAUCCGGGACGUCAUCCACGAAUGGCGCAUGCCAGCCCUUCUAUGCAAACUUGACGUGGCAGGAGCUUUUGAUCGUGUCGAUCGCAACAAGGUCGCGAGUUUGCUCUGUGAAAGACUUAGUGGCGAACGACUGUCCAGUGAAUUGCGUUUUCUCCUUGGACAAUUGCACACACAUGAAUUGGUUGGCACUGUCCCGGGAGGAAAUGAGAUUCGGCUUCGUCCCAACAAUGGGAUUAAGCAAGGUGCGCCUGAGUCUGCAGAAAUCUUUGGGAUUCUGAUUGAUUCCCUCCUCUCUGACCUUGUCGCCUGUCGGGGCUGGAAUGGUAUGCCUGGCUUGGCUGAGGACUUCAAUGUCGAUCUUCUCUUUUACCAGGAUGAUGUCUUUCUUGUUGAACAAGAUCUGGGAAGACUUAUCAAGCGCAUUCGCAUCGUUGACCGUUGCCUGGGGACAGCAGGCCUGAGUCUUGCGACUGAGAAGACUAUGAUCAUCGCAAGUCCUCAAUAUCGUGGACCACGCUCUGCCAAAAUUGGGGAUGAUUACUUUUCCAUUGCGGCAAAGGAAGACUCGUUGCGAGCACUCGGAGUUAGUUUCAACUUCCACGAGAGUCCUUCUCAACAGGCUCAAGAAAUGCUGGGACGUGCACGUGCUGCAGCUGCAUCGCAUGCCGAUAUCCUGGGUGCUCAUGGACCCUGGACUAAGAAAGUCGACAUGCUUAGGUAUCUUGUUGAGUCGACCUGGUCGUGGUCAGCAGGUGCGCUACACUGGAGCUCCCAAGAUCUGCAUGCAGCCAACACGUUGCAGCUGCACCUCCUGCGCAAGGCCUUCAAGCUCAGGAGACUGGCUGAUGAGUCAUUCUCGCUCUCCAACACAAUCUUCAUGGUCACUGGGCAAGACGUAAAGAACUUGAUCGGCGAACUGGGGAAACGGGACCAUGUUUGCCUAUGCGAGCGUUGCUCUGGAGAAGUACCAGAUGGUGGCGUGGACAACAGGCGUGCAGCCGAUCAUCAAGUAUGCGGCACCCUUGUCGGUUCUAUGCCAGUAAUCCUGAACGUCAAAUCGCUGACACCCAGGGAAGUGAUUGGUUCAUUGGAGCCCUUGAUCGGCACGCCUGGGGCCUCGCCAGAGAAGCUUAUGUACACAUGUGGGAUGUUAGGUGGACCAGCGGCAGACAACUUGCUCUUCGCUUCUAAAAACUCGAUGGCCUGCCUGAUGAAUGCAAGGUUACGAAAACCCGCGCCUUCCCUCGCUGUCUUCGCGACGGCACCACCUUUCUUAAUGGCACCCAUCUUCCGCGUGCUCGCUUUACUUUGGUUUGCUUGGUCGUGGUGCACAGCUGCCGCCUGGGAUGAGGAGUCUGAUGAUGAACGCACUGGGGGAAAUGAACCUGGGCAAGCUUCGUCUUCUUCGUCUUCGAGGUGGAGAGCACCGGCAUCAACGUCGACCUCGCCAUGGACCUACCAGCAGUACGUGGAAUUUAUGGCGGUGGCCUGGGAUGAAAAUGUUUCCUUGGCUGCUCAGGAACAAGAGCUCCGUGACUACGAGGACGCCUUCCUUGCCGAAGAGUCGCUUCUGUCCGAGGCCGUGAUCGCACCCUGCGCCGAUGAUCUACCUUUACCCUUUUCUGCCGUCACGUCCAACGGUGUGACCAGGGAUGAGGAAGACGGCUCAGUUGGGGAGACCUCGAACAACAUCAUGGACCUACUGAGUGAUGGACGUCAACUUCGUGGCGGACGACCUCUCUCUUGUGGCGAGGAUGACAGGACUGCUGGACGCCUGUCUCCGCUUAUCCCGUCUGUGGACCGUGAGACGACCUCGUCGUGUUCUGCAUCGGCACCCUCGGAGUGGACUGCUCGCCCAUCGCUGGUCGCUGAGGCUGGCAAUGACUAUGUUGGUGAACCUGACCCCUGGGGUGCAGUUUGGAAAGACAGGGAGUUUGCGGUGGACGACCCGACGACCAGCUCCUCUUCCUCCUGGACCACGCCCUGUACACCGCUGACAUGGUCUUCAUCGCCUACGUGGUCACCCUCUUCGCGAGCUACGAGUUGGACAUCGGCAUCUUCUACCAACCAUGCACCUCUAUGCCCAGCACUCCAGGAUGACACUGAUUGUGGCGAAACUGCACCCUCAACUCAGCCCAGUGGAUCUUCCCUCGGAGCUGAACAUGUUGAUGAGGGAUGGACGCAGCGCUUCAAUCGUGCACGACCGGGGCGAGAUCGCUGGCACAAUGCCGACGGGUCCAUCCGAGUCCGACUGCAGGAAAGGCAAGCAAGGCAGGCCCGACUUGAUUCCAUUGCAGAGUCAGAUCCCGCCUUCACCAUCGAAGGUAUCGAAAACACCAACGAGGGCCCCAUCGCACACGGGAAGACUUUCUAUGGCGAACACUUCACUGUUUCCACAAGUGGUAUGGGUGCAAUCGUUAACGACUCCACGUCUGCGGGGGAGGAUACUACCACCCCAGUGGAAGAGUCAGAUGAUCUGGAUUACGAUGGACAGCCCUUACCAGGACCCGUCGUGAACUCACCCGAUGUUCCCGACGUUCCUGAUGACGAAAUGACGUCCUCUUCGGAGACAAGUGCCACGCCAGGAGAGGUUGGCUUUUGGAGGCAUGGAGUUUGGGUAGGCCGUCCACGAACACCUGCGGAACUACGUGAUCACCGAGGUGGCGGAGGUAUGCAGCGGUGGCUAAAGAACCAACGACGUAUGAGAGAAUAUUUCCGAGGACAAUGGCGACCGGCCUGGUUAGUCCAGUAUGCCCGGGACAAAGCCGGCAGACAACAGCAACUGUCCUCCAAUGCUACGACGUCUACACCUUCAUAUGAUGCUCCUUCGAUGGAGUCUGGGGGGACGAACGGUCAAACGACGAGUUCGCCCAGCAAUGAUCCCACUGUGUUGUCCACAUCCGAUGAGCAGACGACGAGUUGGAGCUGGACAUGGACGGGCUGGGGCACAUGGACCUGGCAACAGUGGAGUACAUGGGAUGGUUGGUCGUGGACAACGGAAACAACCACAACAAGAAGUAGAUGCUCGACCUCGUCUUCUCCCGCAUCGUUGGCUGUGGAUGCGCCAACAAUGGUUCCCAGUUUGGCGACCUCUUCGACCUCGUUCUCGGCCUCCUGUACUACCACCACGUCGCACUCUUGGUCUGCCGAUUCGGUGUUUGGGACGUCUUGUUGGAACGCAGAGAGUACUACGAGUACCUCCACGCUCUCCACGACCCUACCUCUUCCUCCCAACUUCGGCUUGUUCCCUGAUGUUCACCCCGUGGGCAGUAGUGUCUUUGUGCCGACUGUGGUGGAGGAAUCUGAGGAGGACAGUGAUGACGACCUGCAGCUCACGAAUGCUGAACGCAGGUCACUUGAAGAGCGUGGAGUGACCAGAUCCAUGAUCGACAGGCUCGAGAACCUGAUGCGCUCCCUUGACCGCAUGCAAGAUGAGGGACGUGGUCCUGAAGGCCGCCUGGUUGAGGGGAUUGACGCGUUAGAGGCCAUCUAUCGUGUCCUGUCCAGGAGGUUCAUCCCCCAGGGUUACCUUCCAGUGAGACGCAUUCCACAUCGUGAAGAAGACAGAUGGCGAAUGUUUAAUUGGGCGCGCAACUACAUGGAUGUGUUCUUGACUACGCUUGAGCAGCACCUCAACACGCGCUUGCAGCCGGCUGAUUCUGAGAUCUCCCCUAUGGCUCCAGCGGAUUCCCAUAGUGCUGCUUCUGGGCCGUCCCUGCACAGUGAAAAUGCGGACAGUUCGGGGGGACCAGCCACGUCUACGACACCGGCGAGCUCUGGAAGUGGAACCCGGAGAAGAGCUGCAAGACGUAGGGCUAGAAGGACCAGGUCUCGCAGCCCCAGUGGAACAACAGUGCAUUUUCCCACCAUGGACAGUGAGUUCGCGCUCAAUUCGGCCGAUGAGUUGGUGGAGGUACCUCCUAGAUCACCAACACUUGGCCCAUUUGGACCUCCGCCUCCGCUCCCUGUCAACUUGCCGACCAAUUUCAUUGGGGAGGAAUUACAGGGUAUCUGGCGUGAACCUUCACGAGACUACGUCGACAAGUACUACGUUGGGAUGUUGGAAAAUGAUGCCUUGGACGACUUCUACAACGUCGACCUGGACUUGUACAACGACAACCUGGACUACGACGACCUGGACUUCAACAAUGUGCCCCACGUCGUCGCUCUUGGUCUCCCCUGUCCACAACGGCUCAAUGAUGAAUGCACAUCUUCUACGACCUCGAUGACAUUGCAGACCGAAGCACCUCCGACAUUGACAUGGCCCAGUGACGUGAUCAGGGAUGUUGUGAACACCAACAUGGUACAUGGUGGCCAGGUGGAUGUAAUUGAGACCAUUCUCCGCCUGCUUACCCAAUUGCGUGGACUACGUCAUCGUGAGCGUCUUCUACUUGAAGCGAUUGAAGAAGCACUGGAAUGGGUAACAGUGCCUUUAGAAGCCACGCCAAUGAAUGCAGGUAUCUACGAGCGGGCCAUCCUGGAGGCGGUGAAUAGAGAAGCCCAAUUCGGGGAUGAACCUUCAUCGAGCUCUACACAUCAGGUGGUGACCUCGCCUUCGUUCUUGCUCACGCCAAACUUGCCCUACUCGCUGCCGAAUGUGAGCAAUCAGCUUCCGGAGUCCUCACCUUCGACUCUUGCUGGCCUGCGUCGUCGCAUGUGGAGGGCUCACCUGGCCAACCUGCAUCAUGCACAAGGACGUGAGCCUCCUUUGGGCAGUUGGCCAAAUGAAGAUGACGAAGCUUUGUAUCUUGUUCAACAAAAUGAGGAUGCAGAGAUUGCAAACUGGCCUGCUGGAAUACCACGACCACGUGUUCUUCGCCUUGGAGCUGUUCGUCGACCUGGUGGUGAACGUAUACCUCGUGGACGUCGUCGCCAUCGUACUCUUCGUCCGCCACCACGGUUUGCUCGCCCUGGACACCGAGCAUCAGAUUUGACUCUGAAUCAAGGGACACUUGUUAAUGGAAGUUCGCAUCUCUCACAUCGCAGUGGUGGGGCUCAGGGUCGUCACGGAGGAGAUUCGUACGAAUUACGCCGUCGUCGUCUUGUGAACUCGAACAACGACCUUGACUACUAUCGUGAACGCAGUCGUAGCCGGGACGGCUAA
Molecule: messenger RNA, 6651 nt
Organism: Symbiodinium sp. CCMP2592
Lineage: Eukaryota; Dinophyceae; Suessiales; Symbiodiniaceae
Source: the annotation of a GenBank genome assembly